Molecule: messenger RNA, 552 nt
Organism: Colletotrichum abscissum
Lineage: Eukaryota; Fungi; Ascomycota; Sordariomycetes; Glomerellales; Glomerellaceae
Product: cytidine and deoxycytidylate deaminase zinc-binding region
Exons: 2
Coding region: 1-552 (183 amino acids)
Biological process (GO): tRNA wobble adenosine to inosine editing
Cellular component (GO): nucleus; cytoplasm
Molecular function (GO): tRNA-specific adenosine-34 deaminase activity
Source: RefSeq, a predicted model, not a curated record
AUGCGCCAGGCCAACCUGGCCCUGCCCAACCCAUGCCCGUUCGCGGCCUUUGGCUCAGUGAUUGUGAAUCACACUACGGGCGGCUUGGGAGACCUGGUCUGCACCGGCGCGAACAACAAUGCUGGCACAGGCAACCCGACUCUGCAUGGGGAGAUGGCCGCCAUCGACAACUGCUCGGCAAUCUUUGUAGAUCCCCAGGGUCCAUACCGGAUGACGCCGGCUCAGGCCCUGGCCGUCUUUGCCAACCUGACCAUCUACACCAACGCCGAGAGCUGCCCCAUGUGCGCGUCGGCGGUGCGCUGGGCAGGCUUCAGGGAAUACGUCUUUGGCACGAGCAUCGAGACCCUCACGGAGGAGGGAUGGGGCCAGAUCCAAAUCACUUCCAGGGACGUCUUCCGGCAGUCCUCGGGCUUACCCCGCCGAACAAGGUUGCUUGGUCCGGUCUUGACGAACGAGACAGACCCCUUCUUUAGUUGGCAGUUUAAUGCGGGUGCGCCCUGUCCGCAAGGCUGCUCUCGGGGCGGAAGUGCAGGCGGUUGUGUUCCUGCAUGA